This is a messenger RNA of Conger conger (European conger), 1955 nucleotides long. RefSeq names its product eukaryotic translation initiation factor 2 subunit 2-like. Bases 145 to 1143 code for a protein of 332 amino acids. Gene Ontology annotation, cellular component: eukaryotic translation initiation factor 2 complex. NCBI's taxonomy places the organism in Eukaryota, Metazoa, Chordata, Actinopteri, Anguilliformes, Congridae. Gene Ontology annotation, biological process: formation of cytoplasmic translation initiation complex; translational initiation; formation of translation preinitiation complex. The transcript has 9 exons. Gene Ontology annotation, molecular function: mRNA binding; translation initiation factor activity; translation initiation factor binding. The record is from RefSeq and is a predicted model, not a curated record.
CGUGCGCGACCUCCAGCCGGAAGGUUUGGUCAUGCGCGCGGACGAACCGCAGCUGACGCGAGCAAAGAGUUGCGAGGACAGGGAGAGAGGAGAGGGAAACGGAAUUAAAAUCAACAGGAGACUUUUUCAAAGACGACAGCAAACAUGUCUGGAGACGAGAUGAUCUUUGACCCCACCAUGUCCCGGAAGAAGAAGAAGAAGAAGAAGCCCUUCAUGCUGGAGGAGGAGGGGGGGGAGGGUCUGAGCGAGGACGGACCUCCUCCGGAGGCCAAGGAGGCGGAGCCUGAGGUGGGGGAGGAGCGCGAGCCGGACCUGGAGGAGGAGGAGGGCCGGCGGAAAGAGCCGUCGGAUGACUUGGACGACCUGAACUUCUUCAAUCAGAAGAAGAAGAAGAAGAAGCCCAAGAAGGUGUUUGAGAACGACCUGGAGGAGGGGCUAAAGGAGCUGAAGAUCGAGGGCGAGACCCCAGAGGUGCAGGACGACGAUGACUUCGGCAUCACACUCCCGGCCAAAAAGAAAAAGUCCAAGAAAGUGGAGUUCCUGGAGGAAGGAGAUGAUCAGGAGAAGGACGAAGCCCCAGAGGACGAGGAUGGGAAGAACAGUGACGGGAUCACCUUCAGCUCUCAGACCGGCCCGGCCUGGGCGGGGACCGAGAGGGACUACACCUACGACGAGCUGCUGAACCGCGUCUUCAACAUCAUGAGGGAGAAGAACCCCGACAUGGUCGCCGGAGAGAAGAGGAAGUUUGUGAUGAAGCCUCCGCAGGUGGUGCGCGUCGGAACCAAGAAGACCUCCUUCGUCAACUUCACAGACAUCUGCAAACUGCUGCAUCGACAACCAAAGCAUCUUCUGGCCUUCUUAUUGGCUGAGCUUGGGACAAGUGGCUCCAUAGACGGAAAUAACCAGCUGGUGAUCAAGGGGCGCUUCCAGCAGAAGCAGAUUGAGAACGUCCUGAGGAGAUACAUCAAGGAGUACGUGACGUGUCACACGUGCCGGUCCCCGGAGACGAUCCUGCAGAAGGACACGCGGCUCUACUUCCUGCAGUGUGAGACCUGUCACUCCCGCUGCUCUGUGGCCAGCAUCAAGAUCGGCUUCCAGGCCGUCACGGGCAAGAGGGCGCAGCUCCGCGCCAAGGCCAACUGAGCUCCGCGCCGAGGCCCGCUGAGCUCCGCGCCGAGGCCCGCUGAGCUCCGCGCUGAGGCCCACUGAGCUCCGCGCUGAGGCCCACUCCAGACAGACUCUUUUUGGAACUGUACACUCUGGUUGGGUGUUGCUGCAUUUCUUUUUGUCAAAAAAAAAACAGCAUAAACCCACCCGGAAAUUGCGCACAGGCUGGGUGGUAUUGUCAUCUGCAGUAGCUGUGCUGUGAUUCGUCAGUUACCCAAACCCCGCCCCCUCCCAGCCUCUUGGCGCCCUGCUCUUUUUUCCUAUUGGCUGUUCCUGCCGCACCCCCUGCCCUUAGUGUAUUGAUUGGAUGCCGUUUCGUUUCAGAUUUUUUUCUUCUUCUUUAUUUCCUCUGCACCUGAGAAGUGUAUUGCCUUUCUUGUCGAAGUGCAUUGAGUUUCCCCCCCGAGUGGGGGGUGGGGGGUGGGGGGGCCGCGCUACACAAGAUGCCUGACAAAGUAUAAACUUGUGUUCAACGCUACAUCCAGAAGACAGUAACUUUAUUUGCAAGUAGAGCGUUGUGUGUGUGUGUGUGUGUGUGUGUGUGUGUGUGUGUGUGAGAGAGAGAGAGAGAGAGAGAGAGAGAGGUUCAUGAAUUUUGUGUGUGUGUGUGUGUGUGUGUGUUUGUGUGUGUGUGAGCGAGCGUGGAUAAUGAUUUGGGAGUGUGUGUGUGUGAUCUGCGAGAAGGUAGGGACAUUGCUCACCACCGUUUGCUGCUGAGGCAGACGAGGGUUCACUAUUUUAAUGUUUGAAAAUCUGAAUUUUAAAUAAAGAUGGCUGUAUGAAAUUGC